ACUUUUGGGAUUGGCUACUUGGGCCCAUCAGAAAUGUGGACACUUGGGAGAGAAAGCCACUCACAGGCGAAGCUCAUUGGUCCGGCUGUUAUUGUGAUGGCCGUGCUUACUCUACACCCUUUGGUCGGCUCAGAUACCAACAAUGAAAUUGGAGGUUGGGACCAGAGUGAUUCCGCAGAGAUGAGAUGGAAAGAGAUCGAAAUAAGAAUAACCUGCCUGACCAUUAACUGUACAAACAUGAGAGCAAACCUCUAUGGAGAAGGCUAUUUUAGCCACAAUGAAACUGAGUCAAUGACCUAUAUUAAGUUACCAAAUGAAUCAUUUGAUUUGUUAAUGUUAGAAUCUACAACGCCCUUUGGCUACCGCAUACUGUAUACACCUAUAAGCUCUAAUAUUUAUUUAGAAGAGCUUACCCAAUAUUGGGAAAGUUAUGCAAAUCAGCAGAGCACAAAGAGAACCUACACUAUUAUACACUGGUUAGCUAAUGCUACAAAAUACUCCUGGAUAGGAGGGCUUGGGUUGAAAAUAAUAAAAGGUAUUGCAUGGUGUGUUUUUAUUAUACUUUGUAUUUAUCUGUGCUACAAAAUUACAGUUUUCUGCAUUCAAAGCUUUGCUAGCUUAAAAAAUAAGUCAUAGUGUAGCGCUAGAAGAGUUUAAUUAGGCUUGA
This is a messenger RNA of Pelobates fuscus (common spadefoot toad), 667 nucleotides long. RefSeq lists its product as uncharacterized. NCBI's taxonomy places the organism in Eukaryota, Metazoa, Chordata, Amphibia, Anura, Pelobatidae. Bases 34 to 636 code for a protein of 200 amino acids. The record is from RefSeq and is a predicted model, not a curated record. The transcript has 2 exons.